Centropristis striata (black sea bass) is the source of this 3798-nucleotide messenger RNA. Its product is annotated as kelch-like protein 11. Gene Ontology annotation, molecular function: protein binding. The transcript has 2 exons. The coding region runs from base 48 to 2180 and encodes 710 amino acids. The record is from RefSeq and is a predicted model, not a curated record. Lineage: Eukaryota; Metazoa; Chordata; Actinopteri; Perciformes; Serranidae.
CCAAUGCGAAACGCGCUUCACUGCCGCUCUCUGUUUUGACUACAUGUAUGUGUGGCUGCGUAUGUCGCCUGCUUUCCUCCACUAGUUUACUUAAUUUCCCACCUCUGCUCAGCUUCAGUGCCGGCAGCAGAAUGGCAGCGGCGGCCCCGAACCCGGAGGACUCCGCCAGGAGCAGCGGCAGCAGCGGCACCAGCACGCCCAGCGCCCUCGCCGGAGACGGAGACGCGGAAGAGGCCGAAGACUUCACCUCCUCCUCCCACUGCUCGGAGCUGUCUCGGCGGCAGAACGAGCAGAGGAAGCAGGGCUUGUUCUGCGACGUGACGCUGGCCUUCAGCAGCGGCGCGGCUAGCGGGAGCGUCCAGAGUUGCGAGUUUUCAGCCCACAGGUCUGUGCUGGCUGCGGCCACCGAUUAUUUCACCCCGCUGCUUGGAGGACAGUUCUCAGAAUCACUGUCCGGACGGGUGGAGAUGAAGGAAUGGAGCUCAGAGCUGGGGCCGGACCCGGAUACAGUGGAGAGUGUCAUCCAGUACAUGUACACUGGAGAAAUUCGCGUUAGCACCUGCAAUGUGCAUGAAGUGCUGGAGCUAGCUGACAGGUUCCUCCUGCUGCAGCUGAAGGAUUUCUGUGGUGAGUUCCUCAAGAAGAAGCUGAGCCUAACCAACUGUGUGGCAGUGCACAGUCUAGCCCACAUGUACACUCUGGACCAGCUGGCUCUACGGGCUGCAGAUAUGAUCCGUCGCAACUUCCACAAGGUUAUCCAGGAUGAGGAGUUCUACACGCUGCCCUUUCACCUGGUUCGUGACUGGCUGUCUGAUGCCGAGAUCACAGUGGAUUCUGAGGAGGUGCUUUUUGAGGCGGUGGUGAAGUGGGUGCAGAAGAACUCAGAGGAGCGGAGCCGCUACUUUGAGGAGCUGUUCCGCCUCCUGAGGCUGCCGCAGAUCAAGCCCACCUACCUGACCAGGGUGGUGAAGACUGAGCAGCUGGUUGCCGCCAACGAGGCCUGUCUCCAGCUGGUGUCAGAGGCAGUGGAGGGCCACGCUAUCCGAUUUGAGAACCUCAAGUCAACUGAUAUGGAGUUCUGGUCCUCCCACAUGGCCUCCUUUCAGCCACGCUUUGGCCAGAACAUGGACGUUAUCAUGGUGGUCGGCGGUGUGUCAGAGGGAGGGGACUACCUGAGUGAGUGUGUGGGUUACUUCAUUUAUGAGGACCGUUGGGUCAACCUGCCGCACAUCCACAACCACCUGGACGGCCACGCUAUCGCUGCCACAGAGUCCCACGUCUACGUAGCCGGUUCUAUGGAACCAGGCUUUGCUAAGACGGUGGAACGUUACAAUCCUAAUCGCAACACCUGGGAGCAGGUGAGCAACCUGACCACACGCAAGCACUCCUUUGGCCUCACCUGUAUUAAGGAUAUACUGUACAGCAUCGGUGGCCACGGAAACUUCAGUCCAGGUUUCAAAGAUGUCAGUAUAUACGAGCCCGAGCAGGACAAGUGGCACAACCUGGAAUCUGCCCCCAAAAUCCUGCGGGAUGUGAAGGCAGUGAGCGUGGAGGACCGCUUUGUGUACGUCACGGCACGCACACCUGUUGACACCGACAAUGAGGACGGCCUGAAGACCGUGACCACUCGCUAUGACACGGAGAGCCGCCAGUGGCAAGACGUAGACUCCCUACCCCUUAUUGACAACUAUUGCAUCUUCCAGAUGGCCGUGGCGUCUACUAACUUCUACCACACGGCCUCCUGCUGCCCCAAGAGCUACACAGUGCGGGACGAGGUCGCAAAGCAAAAGAUCAGCGUACGCAUCUCUGAUGAGAUCCUGGAGAGCCUGCCACCAGAGGUUACCAGCAUCGAGGGCGCUGCCAUCUGCCACUUCGACGAGGACGUCUUCAUCAUCGGAGGCUGGAAGAACAGCGAUGACGUGGACAAGCAGUACCGCAAGGAGGCGUACCGCUACUGUGCUGAGAGGAAACGCUGGAUGCUGCUGCCCCCCAUGCCUCAACCUCGCUGCCGAGCAACCGCCUGCCACGUCCGCAUCCCCUACCGCUUCCUGUACGGCUGUCAGCGCUACCCCAUGCCGCAGAACCUGGCCCGCCAGCGGGAUCGCAUGCAGCAGAUGCAGCAGCUUCACCGACGCACGCUCACUUUACGCCGGCAGCUCCAGUCACAGAUAGAGUGCUGAGCGAGUCGUGUCCGCUUAAUCCAAGAUACCAGGAUACGCCGCAAGCAUCUGUUCCAUUGCAGCCAUCUUCAUUGUCCCCCACUCACACAUAAUGUGCUGGUGCGGGUCUUGUGUUGCUCUCAUACUGGAUCUCAUUAAACUGAACUCCGUGCCAUCGGCUCUCAUGCUUUGUUGUAUUAAUGGCUGAUUUGUUGAAAGCCAUGAAAUGUGUGGACAGGUGUGCACUGACCACCUGGUGGUCUGUGAGGAGGGAAAAGGGGAAUGUAAACAUGUGAAUAAGAGUGAUAUAUAGCAGCCAACAACUGAAUAUCCUUUUGUCAAGUAUGUUGGUAUAGAUGCUGUUUAUCUGUUUGUACAUAAAUAGUAUAAAGCUGUAUAUGUAAACAUUUAUAUGGAUAUUUUACAUUCCUUUAUUGUAAGCCUGCGAGGAGGCUAUGUGGCAUUACCAAUAACUGCAUUCCUACAUUCAAUCCAACUCACUUAAUGAAGUCUCAUUCCAUUUUAACACUGUGACAAUCUCUUCAUGCAAGUAGAACAUCGGUCCAAAUGUCUUAACUCUUAACUUCUAUCAUAAUUGCUCUAUAAGAAUGGCUCUGCUUGUUACUGUGCAGCCUCAACAAUUAAGUGUAAAUAAAUCCAGAAAGGCUGUUAAUGUUAAAACCUGGUAGAUUAGUUUUCCUUUAGAUUGCAGUUUCCCUUCAACAUGGUACUGAGUAUAUUUAAUUAUUAUUUAAUUUGUGUUGCUCAUCUUAACACUUGAAAACUAGUGAAUUUUCAGCAGGUUUCUGAUUAAGUGAAAUGUUAGGAGAACUGUAAUGGUGAAAAGAUGUGAUAAGAUGUAAUAAAAUCAUUCCUUUUUAGUUAUUUUGACAUUUAACUUUAUAUUUGGCCACUGCAUUUAGCAGAAAUCACUAGCAAUGACUUAAUCAUUCAUUUCUUUUGCACUUUGGGAGUCUAUUGCUCAGUCUAUUCCCAUGCAUUUAAGGAAAAUACAUUGAAAAUGUAUGUGUGAGUGCGGGAGUGUAUGAUUUGUGUUUGCAGAGCUUCUCUACAACUGCACUUUUUGACAUCUAAUUGUUUGUGAAGUCUUGCAGAAGCUAUGGAUUUACAUUGCCACUGCACUUUGACUUUGCUUAUUUAAUUUGUUCCAUAUCAGACAAGGUGAUUGUAUUUUGGAAAUGCUUUGUUUUAUCCAGCAAGUCAGUAUGUGAUAAAAAGAACAAAACAACAUAUUAUCAUUGUUUGCAGAUUUGUUUCCAGAAUUAAAUGUCUUGUGUACUUCACUUCAGCUGAGUGUAUAUUAAAUAUCUGCUAUGUUGUUCUGUCAACCUCUUAAAAUACUUAGAAAUGGGAUGAAAAGUAAUCUGAUCUAUAGGAAAAAUAAAUGGGAUUGCUCUGAAUUUGUGGUGACUGGCAUUCAAAAAAUCCCACCGACAUAAAGGUUUCAGAGUGCAGACAUUUUAUUCAUUUCCACUUUAUGACCAACAUAAAUAGCACUGCUAAUACUGAGUGAAAUAAGCUAUGUAAUUUGCUUUGCAUGUGAUAGUCUGACAUUUUGUCCUUAUACUGGAUGUAAGAAAUGCUAAUGUCAUCACUUGCAAUUAAAGUUGUUUUGUAA